GAAUGUUACCAAAAACGGUAAAAAUUGAAGAUGAACGAAAUAACAAAAGUAAGCACUUUCAUCGGCGCAUCAUUUUUGUGACUAUAGAAAUUGCAUUAAUUGCUGCAUAUUUGAGCUACAAACAUAACAUUAUCAACCGGGAACAAUUGAGCUGGCUACGUAGAGGAAAACAUGAUGUUUUGCCCCGAACCUACCAACAAAAUACUAGUAGCUUAGCAGAGCAACUAGCAAUGGAUGUGCGUAUCCUCUGCUGGGUUAUGACUACGCCUAACAAUCACAAAACCAAAGCGAUACAUGUUCGACGUACUUGGGGCAGACGUUGUAAUCGGCUACUGUUCGUAACAUCACAAGCCGACGAAGACUUGGGCGAGACGUUAGUUAUUAGCGAAGUGGAGGACAAGUACGAGACGAUAUGGGCGAAAACUAGAUUGGCAUUCGAGCAGAUAUAUCAUAAGUAUGGAGACGAUAUGGACUGGUUCUAUAAGGCGGAUGAUGAUACAUUUGCUUUCAUUGAAAAUAUGCGUUACAUGCUUUAUCCGUACAGUCCUGAAAUGCCGAUUUAUUUUGGAUAUAAUAUGAAAUAUGAUAAGGAUAUAAAUCAGGUCUACAUGUCUGGUGGCAGCGGGUAUGUCUUAAGUCGAGAAUCACUGCGUCGCUUUGUUGAGUCCGCCAUUGUUAAUAACACCAACUGUGAUAUUUUAAACAAUUUACAAGCUGAAGACGUGGCUAUGGGUCAAUGUUUGCGCGCCGUGGGUGUGUCGGCUGGAGAUUCACGUGAUGCACACUUAAAAUGGCGUUUUUAUCCUUUCGAACUCUUUACGGCGCUUAUGACUUCUUAUUAUACGGAUGAUUUUUGGCACUUUGGUUACAGUUAUUAUAAUCCACGUGCGUGUCGCGAUUGUCUCUCGAGUUAUCCUGUAGGUUUUCAUUAUAUCAGCCCCGAAAAAAUGUAUUUCUAUGACUAUUUCGGCUACGAAUUUCCCCGAAUGCAAUUAGAUGACGAGGAAGUAUUACCGAAGAGGUUAAGUAUGGACGAAGUAGUAAUUCCUGAACCCGAUAAUAUUUGGGAUAUUGUGAAAAUAUAGUAAAACUGAAAAUAUUUAUGUACAUACAUAUACUACUAUGUAUAAAUCAAUACAAUACGAAUA
Molecule: messenger RNA, 1148 nt
Organism: Ceratitis capitata (Mediterranean fruit fly)
Lineage: Eukaryota; Metazoa; Arthropoda; Insecta; Diptera; Tephritidae
Product: glycoprotein-N-acetylgalactosamine 3-beta-galactosyltransferase 1
Exons: 4
Coding region: 3-1085 (360 amino acids)
Cellular component (GO): membrane
Molecular function (GO): N-acetylgalactosaminide beta-1,3-galactosyltransferase activity
Source: RefSeq, a predicted model, not a curated record